UUCUCUGCCAAUUCACCAGCUAUAUAUACUCGGAUAAUGAUAGAAAGAUACAUGUAUGUAGAGAUAGAGAGAAAAAAAUGGGCUGCUGUAGCUGAAGAACAUCAGAACAAAGGACCUGACCCAAACCCUAGCCCGUACCGGCUGAACCUGUGAAGGUACUUUUUCCCUCUCUUCGAAUCUUUCUGCACAAAAACUGAAAUAGAAGUUUGAAUGCUAAACUAUAUACCUGAUAACUGUGAAUUCAACUGUUAACCGUUGAAUUCACUCGGCAGUAUAUAACAUUUAGGUAGCAAUUUUAAAGUGUUUUCCUCUAGAUCUCCGUUUAAUUUGCAGUAUCCUUAACUGGGAUUUUUGUUUUUUGUGUUAACUUAUCAAUGUUUUAGUAGUUCACGGAUCAGGGUUUUCAGCAAUUCUGAGGAUAUUGAUUAGGGUUUACUGGAAGAGGAAAAACACCAAUUUCUACUUUGGCUUUUAAGAGAUUUUUGUUGAAGGAAAAGGCAUGGGGAGUAGAUGGUUGGCAGGAAAUAUGUUGAUGAACCCAAUGUUAUCAUCAUCAGCUCCAUUUCUUCACAUUGGAAACACUGCAGAGGAUAAGAAUGCUGUCUUGAAUCCCCUUGGACCGCCCAGAAGCGAGCUAGAAUUCAUGCACACAACCACUACCAAUCCUUCAAAUUGCAAUGGAAGCAAUGCCAAUCCAAAUCUUAACCAAAAUUUUGAAGACGGAGAGAGUCAAGAAAAUGAGCACAAAGUCGAAGACGAGAAGCCGCCCGGAGAUCCCGUGAUUUCGAAGCUUUCUAUCUCAGGACACCGGCCUCGAGGCAGACCACCAGGCUCGAAAAACAAGUCCAAGUCUCCAAUUGUGAUAGCAAAAGAAAGUCCAAAUUCUCUACAUAGCCAUGUGUUGGAAAUCAGCAGUGGCAGUGACAUUGCACAAAGCAUUGCCACUUAUGCACAGCGGCGUCACUGUGGUGUUUUGGUUUUGAGUGGCACUGGAGUUGUAACCAAUGCGACCUUACGCCAACCAGCUGCUCCUGGUGGGGUGAUAUCCCUCAAUGGCAGAUUUGAGAUACUAUCGUUGUCAGGUGCAUUCUUGUCGGCACCAUCGCCGUCAGCAGCCACUGGACUUGCGGUUUACUUGGCUGGUAGUCAGGGCCAAGUACUGGGCGGCACCGUGGUGGGUGCAUUGGCGGCAUCAGGGCCUGUAAUGGUGGUUGCUGCCACAUUUACCAAUGCAAGAUAUGAAAGGUUGCCUGUAGAAGAGGAGCAGGCUAGUGAAGAAAUCCAAUUACAGCCCUCAUCAAGAAGGAGUUCAGGUCCUUCAGGAACUGGUGGUGCUUUGCGGUCCCAAUCUCAUUGUUUACCGAUGGAUGCCCCAGCGUCGUUUGUAGGUUUAUAUAAUCCACCCCCGAAUUUUCUACCUGCCAGUGGUCAAAUGCCGCAUGAUGGCUCUUGGACGGCCCCUCUACGGCUUCCACCUUCCUAUUGAGGCCGGCUGACAGAUCGGAAAGUGAGACAAAUUACUGAACAUUGUUGGCAUUGAGUUACUGAACAUUGAUGGCAUCCAUGUUUGGUGGGGAAUAUCGAAUAUGAAUUGACACAAUUGUAGAAGAGAAGAACUUAUGAUCUUGUUCUUUAUAAUUAUCUAUGCUGUCCAGUCACACACUGAAGGUUCGCAAGUAAAAAUAAUUCUAGUUGAUCCGGGACUCAGGACUGAGAUGCAAAAUUGAAGGAAUAUGGUAAAUUGUGUUUAAAACAUUACUAAUAAUUAAGGGUGGAAAGCUUUAGAACUAGAGACAAGGUUACCAUACCUAUCUGGAAGAGGACUGGCUCUUCUUGAACCUAUCUUGUAAGUUCUUUGAAGGCAUAGGAAUUGAGAAGGAACGUUUUGGCUUUCUGGAAGAUUUUGUAUUCCUUGUAACUUCCUGUUUCACCGAUCUUCAUGUUUAACGACUUUACAAAUAAUCCAACAAUGGAAACAUCUUUCUCAACUGGUACGUAA
Molecule: messenger RNA, 1999 nt
Organism: Olea europaea var. sylvestris
Lineage: Eukaryota; Viridiplantae; Streptophyta; Magnoliopsida; Lamiales; Oleaceae
Product: AT-hook motif nuclear-localized protein 15-like
Exons: 2
Coding region: 500-1486 (328 amino acids)
Cellular component (GO): nucleus
Molecular function (GO): DNA-binding transcription factor activity; minor groove of adenine-thymine-rich DNA binding
Source: RefSeq, a predicted model, not a curated record